Meleagris gallopavo (turkey) is the source of this 3390-nucleotide messenger RNA. The record is from RefSeq and is a predicted model, not a curated record. Lineage: Eukaryota; Metazoa; Chordata; Aves; Galliformes; Phasianidae.
UCUGUAGGCAGGCAUUUCUCAGAGCAAGCAGACAGCAGAACAGGGCAACUUCUGAGUGCAGAAAAAAUGGAAGUUGCUGUCAGGAAGUUCGGAGUUUGAAUUUAAUUGUUUUCCCCUUCAGCGCUGGGAAGGCUUCAUGCAUGCACCCUGCUUGGCCAUUUGACCAGAUAUGAGAUGACUACAUGAACCAUACAAGAUCGGUAUAUGAAGAAAGAAAAAUUCAAUGUUCAGUACACAAGGCCUACAGCAAAAUGUUCAACCAAAGUAAACAGAAGCCAACAACUAAGCUGAUGUGGCAAGUGUGGAUGAUCUACAUAGCCUUGGCUGCACACCUCCCUGAAGAACAAGCCCUGAGACAGGCCUGUCUUUCAUGUGAUGCCACUCAGUCUUGCAACUGCUCUUCCAUGGGUUUGGACUUCAUUCCCUCGGGGCUCACGGGCAAAAUUACGGCGUUAAACCUGGCCCACAACAGGAUAAAACUGAUCCGGGCACAUGAUCUGCAGCAGGCUGUGAACCUGAGAGCCCUGCUGCUGCAGUCCAACCAAAUCAGCUCCAUAGACGAGGACUCGUUUGCCUCCCAGGGGAAACUGGAGCUCUUGGACCUGUCAAAUAACAGCCUGGCUCGCUUGUCCCCGGCGUGGUUUGGGCCCCUUUUUUCGCUCCAGCACCUCCGCAUUCAAGGCAAUUCCUACAGCGACCUGGGAGAAAGUUCCCCCUUUUCCAGCCUGAGAAACUUGAACUCCCUCCACCUGGGCAAUCCACAGUUCUCCGUCAUCAGGCAAGGAAACUUUGAGGGCAUUACAUUUCUCAGCACGCUGAAGAUCGACGGAGGCAAUCUCAGUCAGUAUGAACCUGGAAGUCUGAAAUCGAUUAGGAAGAUAAAUCACAUGAUCAUAAGCGUAAGAAGGAUUGAUGUAUUCUCAGCAGUCAUCAGGGACCUUCUGCACUCUGCCAUUUGGCCUGAAAACCUGAAAUACCUGAAUCUCUCCAGCACUCAAAUUCCCAAAUUAACACGUUGCAUUCCCUCAACUCUUGAAGUGCUGGACGUUAGUGCUAACAACCUGCAGGAUUUUGGUCUGGAACUGCCACUUCUCAAGGAGCUGUACCUGACAAAAAACCAUCUGAAGACCUUGCCCGAAGCUGCAGCCAUUCCUAACUUAGUGGCCAUGUCGAUCAGCAGAAACAAUCUCAACAGCUUCUCCAAGAAAGAGUUUGCGUCCUUCAAGCAAAUGGAGCUGCUGGAUGCUAGCGCCAAUAACUUUAUUUGCUCCUGCGAAUUCCUCUCCUUCAUUCAGCAUGAGGCAGGGAUAACCCAGGUGCUUGUGGGGUGGCCAGAAAGCUACAUCUGCGACUCUCCGCUGGCGGUGCGAGGGGCACAGGUUGGGAGCGUGAGUCUGUCGCUGAUGGAGUGCCACCGGUCCUUCCUAGUGUCUUUGAUCUGCAUUCUGAUGUUCCUGUUCAUCCUCGUCCUGGUGGUCAUUGGGUACAAGUACCAUGCGGUCUGGUACAUGAGAAUGACCUGGGCAUGGCUCCAAGCCAAGCGGAAGCCCAAGCGAGCCCCCACGAAAGACAUCUGCUACGACGCUUUUGUCUCCUACAGUGAGAACGACUCCAACUGGGUGGAAAACAUCAUGGUGCAGCAGCUGGAGCAGGCGUGUCCACCCUUUAGGCUAUGCCUCCAUAAGCGGGACUUUGUGCCCGGGAAGUGGAUUGUGGACAACAUCAUCGACUCCAUUGAGAAGAGCCACAAGACGCUCUUUGUGCUAUCAGAGCACUUUGUGCAGAGCGAGUGGUGCAAGUACGAGCUGGAUUUCUCGCACUUUCGCCUCUUUGACGAGAACAACGAUGCAGCGAUCCUCAUCCUGCUGGAGCCCAUUCAGAGCCAGGCGAUCCCCAAGAGGUUCUGCAAACUGCGGAAGAUAAUGAACACCAAGACCUACCUGGAGUGGCCUCCUGAUGAAGAGCAACAGCAGAUGUUUUGGGAGAACUUGAAAGCAGCUCUAAAAUCCUAGAUAGGAUCAUUAAAAACUGAGUCUCUAGCCAUCCUCUACUGGAUUUAUUUCCAUUGCCUUUUUGUCCCUUUAUCUAGCUGAAUCUAUCCAACAGAGAUCUGAGCUACUGUAAUUGCUGUUACUUGCUUUGAAAUUAUACUAUUCUUGUCUCCGUGAUCAUGAUCUUUUCUAAGCAUUUUAAUCAGCAGUCUUACGAAAAGCAGUUUUGUUUAAAGAUUUGCUGUUGAAAAGUUUUUUAGAUACACAACUGUAUAUUUUAUCUAUUUUAUAUAGCUUUAUCUUUGCAAAAGCUUUACACGAGAGCCUGCUUAGCCUAGGUUUAACCACUUCCAACUGAAUGCGAUGAAAGACAGUUUAUGCAACAAGGAUUUUCAUCCUAGCUCCCGUACUAGAUAGUAGUAGAGUAGAUCUGAGGACUGAUUCUCAAUAGUAUUUCAUAAUCGUCGUAAGUUAAAUGUCAAAAUCUUCUAAAAAUUGUGGCUGCAAACUUUAAUCUAAAUAUGUGCUUUCACACUGUGGUGCUUGUUGUUCUUUCUUAGUGAAGACAUGCUUCAGAGGGCGGUUCAAACACUUCUUUGACUUGCUUAAGUGUAGUUGUUGAAGUGCUCACCUAGAGUGUAUCAACGCAAUACCUAUGUAGUCUUUGAUUUCAAGACCAUACUCUUCUCUGAUCCACCAGCACAAAGUAGCUGUUCCUCCCCUUUGUUCUCUCUGCAAGGUAGUCCACAAAACCAGAGCAGCUGAAGACUUUCCCACCUCAAACACUGUUGGAUGGGCUCAUGUUAUCUUAGGAAGAUGGCUGGGCAAGGAUUGUAACUGCUGAAGAAGUGGAAUAAAAGAGACGCCACCACCAAGCUCUUUCUUCUGAUGUAAUUUGAAAGUGAAGGGGGAUCUUGGGAGACACCUGUCCUGGAGAUGCAGAGAGUUUCAGCCAAACCUUAACAGCUUGAAUCUGGUCAGCCUAAUAAAUAACUAUCUACUUGAUCAGGUCAGUGUUUAGGCACAAUGUUCUUGGGACUGACAUUUCUAGGUAUGUACAGAAGCAAAUCUUGAAAGGCUUCCCAUGGAAAUAUUUACAGUAUUUAUUAUUUUGUCUGGGAUUAGAUCAUGGAAUCACAGAACAGCUUGAGUUGGAAGGGACCUUAAGGACCACCUGGUUCCAAAGCUCUGCCAUAGUCAGGAACACCUUCCACUCGGACAGGCUGCUCACAGUCCUAUCCAACCUGGCAUCCACAGCUUCUCUGGGCAACCUGUGCCUGUGCCUUGCUGUUCUCUGAGUAAAGAAUUCCUUCCUAACACUUAAUCUAAUUCUAUCCUAACUUGAAAGCAGCCUUGAAGUCGUAAGACAAGUUAGAUGUUCCUGUUUCAGUAUGUUUCC